Spea bombifrons (plains spadefoot toad) is the source of this 3480-nucleotide messenger RNA. It is a transcript of the gene OGDH, whose product is annotated as oxoglutarate dehydrogenase. Gene Ontology annotation, cellular component: oxoglutarate dehydrogenase complex; mitochondrion. The coding region runs from base 133 to 3198 and encodes 1021 amino acids. Gene Ontology annotation, molecular function: oxoglutarate dehydrogenase (succinyl-transferring) activity; thiamine pyrophosphate binding. The transcript has 23 exons. The record is from RefSeq and is a predicted model, not a curated record. NCBI's taxonomy places the organism in Eukaryota, Metazoa, Chordata, Amphibia, Anura, Pelobatidae. Gene Ontology annotation, biological process: tricarboxylic acid cycle.
UCUCGAGCAGUUCUGGCCGCGCCUUCCAUCUUCCCUGGCCAUUCGUCAGGCGGGAGCCGGACGGAGUGGACCGCUGCGGGAGCUGUGUAAAGGCAGAGGUGCUAGUAGUGACUCUACCGCAAAGACACAAACAUGUUUAACUUAAGGACUUGUGCUGCUAAACUAAGGCCCCUGACGGCCUCUCAGACUGUUCGAUCACUCACACACAAAGGGCCCGCGGCCCCCAGGACGUUUCAGCCAGUCAGGUGCCUUAGUACACCUGUGGCCGCGGAGCCCUUUCUUAGCGGGACUAGUUCAAACUAUGUGGAGGAAAUGUACUACGCUUGGCUGGAAAACCCAAAGAGCGUUCACAAGUCAUGGGACAUCUUCUUCCGGAACGCCAACGCCGGGGCAGCCCCUGGAACCGCUUACCAGAGCCCCCCACCUCUGGGCAGCAACCUCUCGGCUUUCGCACAGGCACAGUCACUCGUCCAAGCACAGCCCAACAUCGAUAAACUCGUAGAGGAUCAUCUCGCUGUGCAGUCUCUCGUCCGUGCUUACCAGAUCCGUGGGCACCACGUAGCUCAGCUGGACCCACUUGGCAUUCUGGAUGCAGAUCUGGACUCCUGUGUCCCAGCUGACAUUGUCACGUCCUCAGACAAACUCGGGUUUUAUGGACUUGAAGAAUCUGAUCUGGACAAAGUCUUCCACCUGCCAACCACCACAUAUAUUGGAGGAAAUGAGACCGCUCUGCCUCUUCGAGAGAUCAUCAAGAGGCUGGAGUCUGCCUACUGCCAGAACAUCGGUGUUGAAUUUAUGUUUAUUAAUGACCUGGAACAGUGUCAGUGGAUUAGGGAGAAAUUUGAAACCCCAGGUAUCAUGCAGUUCAACAGCGAGGAGAAGCGGACCCUGUUGGCCAGGCUUGUCAGGUCUACAAGGUUUGAAGAGUUCCUCCAUCGCAAGUGGUCUUCAGAGAAGCGUUUUGGAUUGGAAGGCUGUGAGGUGUUGAUCCCCGCUUUGAAGACCAUCAUUGACAAAUCUAGCGAGAAUGGGGUGGAUUAUGUUAUUAUGGGGAUGCCCCACAGAGGCCGUCUGAAUGUGUUGGCUAAUGUCAUUCGAAAGGAGCUCGAACAGAUCUUCUGUCAAUUUGACUCCAAGCUGGAAGCUGCUGAUGAGGGCUCCGGAGAUGUAAAGUACCAUCUAGGAAUGUACCACAGAAGGAUAAACAGAGUAACGGACCGGAACAUCACCCUGUCUUUGGUGGCCAACCCAUCCCAUCUGGAGGCCGCUGAUCCGGUGGUUCAGGGCAAGACGAAGGCUGAGCAGUUCUACUGCGGAGACACAGAGGGCAAGAAGGUUAUGUCCAUCCUUAUACAUGGAGAUGCGGCGUUUGCAGGGCAAGGCAUUGUCUACGAAACCUUUCACUUGAGUGACCUGCCGUCGUACACUACGCACGGCACCGUGCAUGUGGUGGUCAAUAACCAGAUUGGAUUCACCACUGACCCUCGAAUGGCCCGCUCUUCCCCUUACCCCACGGAUGUGGCGAGAGUCGUGAACGCUCCAAUCUUCCAUGUAAAUGCAGAUGACCCCGAAGCCGUGGUGUACGUGUGCAAUGUGGCAGCUGAAUGGAGGAGUACGUUUCACAAGGACGUAGUGGUGGAUUUGGUCUGUUACCGCAGGAACGGUCACAAUGAGAUGGACGAGCCCAUGUUCACGCAGCCGCUGAUGUACAAACAAAUCCGCAAACAGAAGCCAGUGCUGCAGAAGUACGCAGAGACUCUCGUGUCCCAAGGAGUGGUCAACCAGCUGGAGUAUGAGGAGGAGAUUGCUAAAUAUGACAAGAUUUGUGAGGAAGCACUGGCCCGCUCCAAGGAUGAGAAAAUCCUCCACAUCAAGCACUGGCUGGACUCCCCCUGGCCCGGUUUUUUCACUCUGGACGGACAGCCUCGCAGCAUGUCCUGCCCGUCCACCGGACUUACCGAGGAGGACCUUACUCACAUCGGAAGUGUGGCCAGCUCCGUGCCCGUGGAAGACUUUACGAUUCAUGGAGGUCUUAGCCGUGUCCUUAAAGCCCGUGCGGAGAUGGUGAAAAACAGAACCGUUGACUGGGCCCUGGCUGAAUACAUGGCAUUUGGGUCUCUGCUUAAAGAGGGCAUCCACAUACGUCUCAGCGGGCAGGAUGUGGAGAGAGGCACUUUCAGCCAUCGUCACCACGUGUUGCAUGACCAGAACGUGGAUAAGAGGACUUGUAUCCCUAUGAACCACCUGUGGCCAAACCAGGCUCCUUACACCGUUUGCAACAGUUCUCUGUCUGAAUACGGGGUCCUGGGUUUUGAGUUGGGCUUUGCCAUGGCCAGCCCAAAUGCCUUGGUUCUGUGGGAAGCCCAGUUUGGAGAUUUCCAUAACACGGCUCAGUGCAUCAUCGAUCAGUUCAUCUGCCCGGGACAAGCCAAGUGGGUGCGGCAGAACGGGAUCGUAUUGCUCCUGCCCCACGGCAUGGAGGGCAUGGGUCCUGAACAUUCCUCUGCCAGACCUGAACGCUUCCUGCAGAUGUGCAACGAUGACCCCGAUGAGUGGCCUAAAAACUCCGAGGAUUUUGCUGUCCGUCAGCUUUAUGACUGCAACUGGAUUGUUGUGAACUGCUCCACUCCAGCCAACUUCUUCCAUGUCCUCCGCAGACAGAUCCUGCUGCCUUUCCGUAAACCGUUGAUUGUAUUCACUCCAAAGUCCCUUCUGCGUCACCCUGAAGCCAGGUCGAGUUUUGAUGACAUGAUAGCAGGAACCCACUUUAAAAGAGUGAUUCCUGAUGAUGGGCCAGCUUCCCAAAAUCCUGAAGGGGUGAAGCGCAUCGUGUUUUGCACAGGGAAGAUUUACUACGACCUCACGAAGGAGCGCAGCACCCGAGGAAUGGACGCCGACGUGGCCAUCACAAGGGUAGAGCAGCUGUCCCCCUUCCCAUUUGACCUCCUGGAACAGGAGGUGCAGAAGUAUCCAAAUGCCGAGCUGGUUUGGUGUCAGGAGGAGCACAAGAAUCAGGGUUAUUACGACUACGUGAAGCCUCGGUUACGCACCACCAUCCACCGCUCUAAACCAGUUUGGUACGCUGGCCGUGAUCCCGCUGCCGCACCAGCCACCGGCAACAAGAAAACUCACACAACCGAACUGAAACGUCUCCUGGACGCCGCGUUCAACCUGGAGGCAUACAAGGGCCUGUCCUAGACAACUCCCAUCCGCUUAUUCUUCCCCUGCUACACUCCCCACCCUCCAUCCAUACACUCUCACGGGGCUCCUCCUCGGCCUCUCCGUGUCAAUGCUUUACCUCGGCAGAGAGUUUUACUACACACUUUAUGUGAGGCAGACUUUUGUUUUUUUUUCCUUGCCGCUGUCAGACAUUUUCCCCCUUUAAAACUUUUACUGAAGAUGAGCAAAACUUUUCUACCAAAGGGGAAUCAAAGUUCCUUUUAAAAUGUUUCAUAUAUUGGGUGUUUUAAAAAAAGAAAA